GGCGCCCCGGGGAAACGUGAAGACAAGCCCGCCUUGCAGCCUCCCGGGCGGAGGGGCUUCGAGCGCCGGGGGAAUUUGCAGACGCUCCCUGCUGGUGGGGACAGAGUGACCGGUGUCCUUCAGUCGGGCCGCGGCGCUCGGGAGCUCGCGUGGACGCCGAGGUGGCCGCGGGGCGCCGCGGGCUGCGGGGGUCGGCGGGGACGGCGGCCCAGCCAUGUCCGAGCCGGCCCCGGGCGCGGCCGAGCGCGACCUUUUCCGCGACACGUGGGUGCGAUACCUGGGCUAUGCCAAUGAAGUGGGGGAGGCGUUCCGCUCCCUGGUGCCAGCAGCUGUGGUGUGGCUGAGUUACGGGGUGUCCAGCUCCUAUGUGCUGGCUGACGCCAUUGACAAGGGCAAGAAGGCGGGAGAGGUGCCAAGCCCCGAAGCAGGCCGGAGCACCCGGGUGACUGUGGCCGUGGUGGACACGCUUGUGUGGCAGGCUCUGGCCUCGGUGGCCCUCCCCGGCUUCACCAUCAACCGAGUAUGUGCUGCCUCUCUCUACCUCCUGGGCACGGCCACCCGCUGGCCCCUGGCGGUCCGUAAGUGGACCACGACCACACUAGGGCUGUUGACCAUCCCCAUCAUUAUCCACCCCAUUGACAGGUCCGUGGACUUCCUCCUGGACUCCAGCCUGCGCAAGCUCUACCCCUCCGUGGAGAAGCCCAGCUCUUCCUGAGCCCUUCGUGCCCGACCUGUGGGUUGGCUCCCCCCCCCCCCCCCGCCCCUGUGUCAUCUGCCUCCCACCAGCGGAUGCGGUUUGUGACCCUGGCCCCGAGUGGGGUUUUGCUGCUUGCACACGGAGAGGCUGCGGGC
Molecule: messenger RNA, 852 nt
Organism: Sorex araneus (European shrew)
Lineage: Eukaryota; Metazoa; Chordata; Mammalia; Eulipotyphla; Soricidae
Gene: MTFP1
Product: mitochondrial fission process 1
Exons: 4
Coding region: 215-715 (166 amino acids)
Biological process (GO): mitochondrial fission
Cellular component (GO): mitochondrion
Source: RefSeq, a predicted model, not a curated record